Cololabis saira (Pacific saury) is the source of this 1403-nucleotide messenger RNA. Its product is annotated as GTPase IMAP family member 9-like. The record is from RefSeq and is a predicted model, not a curated record. Lineage: Eukaryota; Metazoa; Chordata; Actinopteri; Beloniformes; Belonidae. The transcript has 3 exons. Bases 1 to 1272 code for a protein of 423 amino acids. Gene Ontology annotation, molecular function: GTP binding.
AUGGUUGGUCCUCCGGCCUUCAGUGGUUUUCCACUCCCCUCUCUCCUGCUCACUCCACCUGCCAGCCAUGCCCACCUCGUCAGCCACGCCCACCUUGUCACUCACUCCCUUCACCUGCUCUCCCAGCUGCAGCUCCUCAACAAUCAGGACAGCAUAAAAGCUCCUCACUCCUGCACUCUCACUGCCAGAUCCCAGCGCCAAGGACACUUAGUCCCCCGAAGCCAGCUCCUCGGGUUCGGUGUGACCCGCCUGCCACAUCCUGAGGGCGACCACCCAAACUGUCUCGCCGUGUAUUUCUGUCCGACAGGGUUCGUGGGAGCCGUAGAUCCAAACCAGAGGAGGAUUGUUCUGGUAGGGAAGACCGGCGUGGGGAAGAGCGCGGCAGGAAACACCAUCCUGGGGGAGGAAGCCUUUGAGUCGGAGCUUUCUCCGUCCUCCCUGACGUCCGACUGUGACAAGUCCAGAGGGUUGGUGGCCGGCCGGCCAGUGGCCGUCAUCGAUACUCCGGGACUGUUCGACACAAAGCUCACCCAGGAGGAAGUGCAGAGCAGGAUCAAGAUGUGCAUUUCCCUGUCGUCUCCGGGUCCUCACGCCUUCCUGGUGGUCCUGCAGCUGGGCCGGUUCACCCAGGAGGAGAAAGAAACCAUCCGGAUGAUCCAGUCCAUGUUCGGGGAGGACGCAGCCAGAUACACAAUGGUGCUGUUCACACAUGGAGACCAGCUGAAGAAGCAGACCAUCGAAGGCUUCAUCUCCAAGAGUCCCGACCUGGUCGCCUUCAUUCAGAGUUGCUCCGGCAGAUACCACGUCUUCAACAACGAGGUUAAAGACCUCACGCAAACCAGCCAACUGCUGGACAAAAUCGACAUGAUGACGACGGCCAACGGUGGAAGCUACUACAGCAACAAGGUGUUCGUGAUGGCGGAGGCCGCCAUCGAGAAAGAGAUGGACCGACUCCUGAAGGAGACGGAGGUGGAGAGGCAGAGGGAGCUGGACGAGCUCAGGGUGAAACACUCGGAGGAAGUCUACCAACAGGUGGAGUCCGAGGUGAACCUCAGGUACCAGUUAGAGGCCCGGACCCGCGCGGAGACGUCCAACAACUUCCUCACCUCGUUUGUUAUCGGCGUGGCCACGGGCUGCGUCGCCAUCGGAGUUGCCAUGAGCACCGAAGCAGGUCAGAUUGGUCCGGCAGUCGGAGCUAUGGCCGGCACCGCCGCCAGAGCUACUGUUGAGGCGAUAACCGUGAAAGUCUCCGAAAGCUGCGUUCUGCAGUGAAGACAACACGACCUUCACGAUUCCUGGAAAGGUUCCACUUAGGAAAUCUGUUUUACUCUGCUGGGAUGAACCAACCUCACUUUCUUUAUUCUGAUACCACUUCCGGGUGUUCUGUCGAUUCAUGCUACCCG